AUGAUUAGUCUACCAGACUCAUCCCAAAAGAAAGAUUGGGUAUUUUUAAAUUCAUUAUCUUGGGUAGGCACCUCCGUUCCAGAUCACUUGCUGAAGAUGAUAUUGAAAGCCGCGCUUCCGAUAAUAGCCAAGAAUUAUUUCACAAAACAACCGGUUUUGGAAGCUGUUUUAUACAGUAGUGUUGAGGAAUCCUUUAAUGCGUCUGCUGAUUAUUCAUAUUUCUUCGUCAAAGCAGUCAUAAGAGAGACCAAUUGUCCUGCUACCAAAAAUAUAGAUCGCGAUGCUUAUAAGGAGUGUUUCGAGCAAAAUAUGGAAGGAUCAUUAAAAUUAUGCGCGAUUCAUAUGUAUUAUAAACCUGCAACCGAAGAAUUUAGAAAAAAUAUCAUAAAAUGCUGGAAAAUGAAUAAUCCUUCCCUGAAAGACGAUUAUUAUACUGACAAAGCUCUGGAAGCUGUAGAACCAAUAAUAAACCGACAAAUCAUUAAUGAACAUCAUUAUUACGCAUCUUUUCAUAUGGAAAGCAUUGAUAGAAUUUAUCAUCUUGAUUUAAAGACCCCAGAGAUUUGGUAUGACCAAAUUUUCUAUCUAAAAUUUCAAAUUCAACAGUGCUUAGAGCCCCUUGAUAACAAAUGUAUUUCACCCGACGAUGAAAGCAAUGUAUUAACCUGUUCUGGUGAAAUAGAUGUGUCCUCAAAACAACCGGAUCUUUAUGAAGAAUAUAUGUUUGAUUGUAAAUAA
This is a messenger RNA of Cotesia congregata, 738 nucleotides long. The record is from the annotation of a GenBank genome assembly. NCBI's taxonomy places the organism in Eukaryota, Metazoa, Arthropoda, Insecta, Hymenoptera, Braconidae.